Messenger RNA from Drosophila guanche, 548 nucleotides. Its product is annotated as putative peptidyl-tRNA hydrolase PTRHD1. Bases 83 to 442 code for a protein of 119 amino acids. NCBI's taxonomy places the organism in Eukaryota, Metazoa, Arthropoda, Insecta, Diptera, Drosophilidae. The record is from RefSeq and is a predicted model, not a curated record. Gene Ontology annotation, molecular function: peptidyl-tRNA hydrolase activity. The transcript is spliced from 2 exons.
CUAAUCACCGGUCCAACAGCUGUUUUCCGCCCGCGUUUUAAGCUUUUUUUUUACAAAUAAUUAUUAAAAUCCUACAAAAACUAUGAGUAAUAUCGUGCAAUAUGUGGUGGUGCGGAGUGACCUGCGUUCGGCGCUCAAUUGGCCCUUGGGUGCCAUUAUUGCACAAUGCUGUCAUGCCACAGCCGCCGUGAUGCACUUGAAUGCAGACGAUGCCGACACGCAGAAUUACCUGGCGGAUCUCGACAAUAUGCACAAAGUUGUGCUGGAGGCCAAGGACGAGGCGGCGCUGAUGAAACUCGGCGAAAAGUUGAAGGAGAAUGAAAUAAAACACAAACUGUGGAUUGAGCAGCCGGAGAACAUUCCCACCUGCAUCGCAUUGAAGCCGUAUGUGAAGGAAAGCGUUCAUAAAUACGUUAAGCACCUUAAGCUCCUGAAAGAGUAAUCAAAAUGAAAGUUUCAAAAGUAAUUACUCAACUGGAUCUAGCAUGUGUCCCAUGUGCUGCGACCCUCGUGGCAGUCGACUUAAAAAUGCAUUUAACUUUUCUCGA